This is a messenger RNA of Suhomyces tanzawaensis NRRL Y-17324, 783 nucleotides long. RefSeq names its product GTPase-activating protein (gene RGS2). Bases 1 to 783 code for a protein of 260 amino acids. The transcript has a single exon. Lineage: Eukaryota; Fungi; Ascomycota; Pichiomycetes; Serinales; Debaryomycetaceae. The record is from RefSeq and is a predicted model, not a curated record.
AUGAGUACUACCAGUUCGUACGGCGGCUCCUCCACCAUUCUCAACUACAAAAUCAACAAGCAUCAGACGGUGCAGCUCAUCCCUACUCUCGAUGAGCUCUUGUUCGAGGAAGGCUGCGCCGACAGCUACUACACCCGCGCCAACUUCAUGGACUUUCUUGCCCACAACCACUGCUUGGAAAACGUGGAGUUUGUGGUGCAGCUCAACGGCUUCCUUAACCAUCCAACUGCCCAGGCGUGGGAGCAGAUCUAUGCCACAUUUCUAGCACCAGACUCGUCCAACGAGAUCAACUUGCCCCACGACAUCAAGAGAGACCUUCUCUCGCAAGACUUCCCCGACAUCCAGAAGAUCUUGCGGUGCAAGCGGGUGAUUUACGACGACAUUUUGUUCAACUUGUACAACGAGUUCAUACGGCACACUCGGGCCAAAAUAGCCUCCGACCUGCUGGCAGCGCCGGCGGCCUCAGCAUCCGUGGUGUACCGCAGGAAGUCGGAGAUUAUCCUGCCAGACACUGUGAUUCGGGAACGCGCCAAGCGCAGCAACAGCACGGCCGAGUACUACAAGGAGGACAUCAUCGAGCAUGAAGACAUUCUCCCCACACCAUCGUAUCUGCGCAACAACAGCGCGUCUAGCAGCUCCAACGCCAACUCCACCUCCAACCCCAGCAGCAGAGGUUCAUCGAUCGGGCUGAUCAUGGACAGCCUCAAGACCAACGUGGACUACAUGAAGCUCAAGAACGUUCGCAAGUUCCGGUUCAGGAGAGCUAGUAACGACACCUCAUGA